AUGAGAGCUACGAAUUCAUCUUCAGUCACUCAAGCUUCUUCCAGCAAUUUAUCAUGCAGAAAACUAAAUAGAAAAAGAAAGAUUCCAAAUAUAUCUCAGAUACCCAUUUUGGACCUAACAUCAGAUGAAGAUUUACGUGAUCAACAAAUCCGUCAACAGUUAAUAUCAGAUUACUUGGACCAUGGUGACCAGACAUUUGUGUGUACGAUGUGUCAUGCACAAUUAUGGACAUAUGAAGCUCUUAAAGGCAAUACUUCCGGAAAGAAAACUUCUUAUUCCAUGUGUUGUGGUAACGGAAAAGUCGAGCUUCCUCAAUUAAAACAAGCUCCAACAAAUUAUCAAAAUCUCUUUCGUAAUGUUGAUCCAAAAGGAAAAAAUUUCAUGAAGAAUAUUCGUCGAUUCAAUUCGAUGUUUUCCUUUACUUCAAUGGGUGGAAAAGUUGAUUCUUCCAUUAAUAGGGGCAAUGCUCCAUAUGUUUUCAGACUUAGCGGUCAAAAUUACCAUUGUAUGGGAAGUCUUUUACCUAUAGACGGAUCCAAACCAAAGUUUUCACAACUAUACAUAUAUGAUACUGAAAAUGAAAUAACAAAUAGACAACGCGCUUUCAGUACACAGAACGAAGGUUGCACAUCAACUUCUCAUUCUCUUGAUAUUGAAAUCAUUAGAUUUUUGAAGGACAUGUUGGAUUCGACCAAUGAGUUGGUUAAGUGUUAUAGAAUGGCCAGAGACUGUUUUGAUGAAAAUCCUCAUAUAGAUCUAAAGUUACGUCUUAUAGGAAGAAGGCAACAAGAUGGAAGGACAUAUAACUUACCUACUGCUUCUGAGGUUGCUGCUUUAAUUGUUGGUGACAUUGGCGAUGCAAUUGAUAAUAGAGAUAUCAUCGUAACAACUAAAUCAGGAAGUCUACAACGUAUAAACGAAUUACAUCCGGCUUACCUUGGUCUUCAGUACCCACUACUCUUUCCAUAUGGAGAUGAUGGAUAUAGAGUUGAUAUACCUCACAGGGAUGUUGAUCCUUCAACUAAUACCAAACGUCGUUUCUGUACAAUGAGAGAAUUCUUUGCUUAUAGAAUUCAAGACAGAGUUAAUGUUUUUUCAUUAAUUCUUAAUUCAAGAAGGCUUUUUCAACAAUUUCUGGUUGAUGCUUAUACGAUGAUUGAAACUGAGAGACUAUAUUACAUACGCAACCAGCAAAAAGUUCUUAGAUGCGAAUCUUAUGAAACUUUAAAAAGUGUACAAAGUCAUGACUUAAAGAAGAAGAGGUUAUUGGGUUUGGUCAAAGCAGUUGUUUAUACGGUGGAGUUUCAAAAGCGCGGUCUGCCUCACGCACAUAUAUGUUUAUUCAUGCACCCUGAUUACAAACUCCCUACUGUUGAACAUAUUGAUCGAGUUAUUUCGGCAGAAAUUCCAAACAAAGAUGAUGAUCCAGAAUUGUACUCACUUGUCAGUGAGUUCAUGAUGCAUGGUCCAUGUGGUUCUGAUAAUCCAAAAUGCCCAUGCAUGAGUGAAAACAAGUGUUCGAAAAACUUCCCGAAGCCAUUCUUGGAGAAUACUUCCGUUGAUUCAAAUGGUUAUCCUAUGUAUAGGAGACGUAAUGAUGGAUCUUUUAUAGAAAAGUCAGGUGUUAAGUUAGACAACAGAAGUGUUGUUCCAUAUCACAAAACCCUUUUGAAACGAUAUCAAGCUCAUAUUAAUGUUGAGUGGUGCAAUCAAGCGGCUUCCAUCAAAUAUUUGUUUAAAUAUAUUAACAAGGGUCCUGAUCGGGCUACUGUUGAAGUUGCACAAAACAACAACGGAGGUGAUAAUGAUGAUGCUCCGGUUGAUGAAAUAAAGAACUACUAUGAUUGUAGGUAUUUGUCUGCGUGUGAAGCUUCGUGGCGUAUAUAUGGAUUUGAUGUUCAUUACAGAUAUCCUUCAGUUGUAAGGCUUCCGUUCCAUCUUCCUGGAAAACAAAAUGUUGUAUACGGAGCAGAUGAUGAUAUUGAAGAUGUCCUCAACAAACAAUCUGUUUCUUCUUCGAUGUUCUUAUCUUGGAUGAGCUGUAAUGAACAUAAUGAGGAUGCACGAAAACUUUCUUAUGUUGAGUUUCCUACAAAAUUUGUAUGGAAACAAGAAGAUCGUUGUUGGGAGCCAAGAAAGAAAGGGUUUUCUAUUGGGAGGAUUCACACAGUUUCACCUAAUCUCGGUGAAGCAUAUUUUUUGAGAAUUCUUUUAAAUAAAGUCAAAGGUCCAAAAUCAUUUCCAGAUAUUCGUACAGUUAACGGACAAGUAUGUCCUACUUUUAGGGAUGCAUGUUAUGCUCUUGGACUUUUAGAAGAUGAUAGAGAAUAUAUUGAUGCCAUCGAGGAAGCAAGUCAUUCAGGAUCUGGUUAUUAUUUACGGUUUCUAUUUGCAACUAUGUUAAAGUCUAAUAGUUUGUCUAAACCGUGUUAUGUUUGGGAAAAUACUUGUCAAUACUUAUCCGAUGGAAUUCUCUACAAUCAACGAAUAAGAUUAAAGUCUCCAGGUUUAUCCCUUAAUGACGAUCAACUUAAAAACUUGACGCUAUAUGAGAUUGAAAAAAUUCUACUCCAAAACAAUUCAAGCCUUAAAGAUUUUGUUGGGAUGCCUUACCCUGAUCAUGAUUCGAUAUCUUCUUCAAACAACCGUUUGAUUACUGAGGAGUUAGAUUUUGAUAUGAACAGUCUACAACAAGAAUCUCAUCAACUACUUGAUUCAUUAACAAUUGAACAACGAUCAGUUUUUGAUGAAAUCAUGACAGCUGUUAAACAGAAAAAAGGAGAGCCUAGCAAGAAGAAGACUAAGGCAAGGAAGCAAAAUGCUCUGUCACCUACACCAGUGAAUGGCGUUAUCACCUGCUCCCACUGA
This is a messenger RNA of Lactuca virosa, 2868 nucleotides long. The record is from the annotation of a GenBank genome assembly. NCBI's taxonomy places the organism in Eukaryota, Viridiplantae, Streptophyta, Magnoliopsida, Asterales, Asteraceae.